UGUGAGGUGUGCGGCGCGCGCCGCCAUGAACGGGAUGGCCCCGCCGCUCGUCGAGCCCAAGGAGCGGGUGCUGCAGCUGGGCGAGACCUUCGAGAAGCAGCCGCGCUGCGCCUUCCAUACCGUGCGCUAUGACUUUAAGCCUGCGUCUAUUGAUACUGCUUGUGAAGGAGACCUUGAAGUUGGCAAAGGUGAACAGGUGACGAUAACACUGCCGAAUAUUGAGGGCUCCACUCCACCGGUGACAGUGUUCAAGGGCUCCAAGAAGCCUUACCUAAAGGAAUGUAUCUUAAUUAUCAAUCAUGACACUGGAGAAUGUCGCCUAGAGAAACUUAGUAGCAACAUCACUGUGAAGAAAAUCAGAGCUGAAGGAAGCAGUAAGGUUCAGUCUCGUAUAGAACAGCAACAGCAGCAAAUCCGAAACUCAACUAAGACUCCAAACAACGUUAAAAAUUCCCCACCAAAAGACAAGAUGUUUCCAUCCUCCCCUAUGGAUGACAUUGAACGAGAACUAAAAGCAGAAGCCAGCAUCAUGGACCAGCUGAGUAGUUCUGACAGUUCAUCUGACUCCAAAAGUUCUUCCUCCUCCUCAUCAAGCAGUGAAAAUAGUUCCAGUGAGUCUGAAGAUGAGGAAGCAAGGCCCUCUCUUCCAAUGUCAAUGCCAUAUCUGCAGCCACAGCCUGCCGUGUCUGCCAUACCACAUCAGGCUCUUCCUGACAAAGAUGCCAGUCAUAACAGAUCCCAGGAGAACAGUGGUCAUAUGAUGAAUACACUACGUGAUACUGUCUUAUUCCACCAAUCCAACCAACUGAAAACGUUAUUUGAAGAGUAGCUGCUGCUGUGUUCUUCAGCAAGUGGUUGAAGAAUUGCUGCACCACUUGGAAUGUGUUGAUGAGUGUCAUCCAAGAAGGACAUUUUGGUCAGAGGAGGGGGGAAAAACAGUAGGUAGAGUCUCAAGUCUGCUACCUAAAUAAGCAGGAGCAUUCAGACAUUGGAGUUGUAAAUGUUCAGCUGUUUGAAAACAAGUAUGUUUUUUUAAUUAGGUGUUUAACUGCAGGCUCACAAUAUAAGAGAUUUCUGUGAAACCCUACUGUACUGCCCAAGAUCUUUAAGGCAUAUCAUUUAUGUGUAAACUGGUUCUAUUGAAAUUUCAGACUCUGGCAGGCCUACUUUUGUUUCAACACCUAAUAGAUAACGUGAACAGGUUUGGUGAUUGUUUUUUUGUUUUGUUUUUUUUCAUAGCAAGUAUUUAAAUAUUUAAGUAUCUGUGGUUACUUUGUUAUCAGAGAUGAGAUCAGAUGGAAAAGUCUUGUGACUUCAUGUGCCAAGAAGUAAAUGCUGUCUGCAUUUUACUGUCAAUGUAGAAAACAACAUCUUUGUAAUUUGUGUGACUUCAAAAGGUGCCAUUUAUUUCAACCAUCAUUCACAAAUGAGAUUUACCAUUCUUCGUGCUUUAUUUAAAGCUCCUAUGAAAAUGUGAUGAAGCUCUUCCUCCUUGACAGAAUCCCAGCUGGCCAAACUUCCACUGAGAAACACUCUUAAGAGUACAGGUGGCUAACUCUACUAGUUCCAACAAUCAUAGUGAGAAAAUGCUGCUUGAAACAUGACAACAUCAAAGCCAUUGCAGAGGAAGUUGAUGACUUAAUGCCUGAGAACUAUGUAGACAGGUGAAACCUUCUGUUUUGUAGCAUCAAGCCUCAGGCUUAACUAGCUUGCGUAGCUAUUUAGCUUAGCUCUAAAUUGGAGAGACCUGAAUUUGACAGAAGGCUUUCUUGGUAGAUAAGAAAUUAGCUGGAUGAUCACAGCCAGAGCUGUGGCUAGCAGCUCUUUGUUCAAGUGGAGACCAGUGACAAGUAAUGUUCCUCAGGUAUUGAUAUUAGGACUGAUGCUGUUUAACAUUUAUCAGUGUCAUGGACAGUGGGAUCAAGUGCAUUCUUGGCAAGUUUGCUGAUGAUGCCAAGCUAAGUGGUGCAGUCAACACCCUGAAGAGAAGGGAUGCCAUCCAGAAUGACCUUGACAGGCUUUUGUGGUGGGCUUGUGAAAACCUCAUGAAGUUCUGGAUGUUGAUCAAUGUAAUCUCCAGCACAAACACAGGCUGGGUGGAGAAUGCACUGAAAGCAGUCCUGAGGAGAAGUACUUGUGGAUGUUAGAAUCAUAGAAUAUCCUAAGUUAGAAGGUACUUAUAAGGAUUAUUUACUCUAACUCCUGGCUCUAGGCAAGGCCUCAAAAAAUCAGACUGCCAGAGAGUGUUAUCCAGACACUUCUUGAACUCUGUCAAGUUCAGUGCCAAGACAGCUUCCCUGGGCAGGAUGUUCCAGUGUCUGAACACCUCAUGGUGAAGAACCUUUCCUGAUAUCUAACCUGAAUAUCCUGUUGCCACUUCAUGCUGCUACUUUAGGGCCUAUCCUUGGUCGCCACGAAGAGGAGAUCAGUGUCUGUCCUUCCUCUUCCACUCUUAAGAAAGCUGUAGGCUGUGAUGAGGUCUCCCCUCAGUUUCCUCUUUUGUAGGCUGAACAGGUUGCCCAGAGAAGCUGUGGAUGUCCUGUCCCUGAAGAUAUUCAAGGCCAGCUUGGAUGGGGACUUGGGCAGUAUGAUCUGGUGGGUGGCAGUCAUGCCCUGUGCAGAGGGAUUGGAACUGCCUGAUCUUUAAACUCCUUUCCAACCUGAUUCUGUGAGGAUCCCAGUUCUAUUUAAUUCUUAAUUCCAUAGCUCACUUGAGUACCGUUAAUGUUUGAAAUACACUGCAACUAGACAAAGAUUAAGAAAGUCAUUUUGAAGGAGAACGUGUUUCCUCCAGCUCCCUUGGUGAGGAAAUUUGGCAGGAGAGGGUAAAUAACAGUGCAACCUGGAGACGCUAAAUGAAUAGCACGUGGUUCUAGCUUGAGUGGCAGGAUUUCUCUGUUGGGGUCCUGCACAGUCAUUUCUUCCACCUCGAAUGUUUUUCAAAAAUAAAACACUGAAGCAACAAAUGUCAGCACAAACAAAUAGUUUGCUUGUCUAAUCCUGUUUUGAGGUUUGAUCAUGCAUGUGCGUGACUGGUUUUGUGUGCCUCUGCAGAAUCAAGGCUGUGAUUAGUAAUUAGUGAAGUUUUCUUUGGCUUGCUGACUGCAGGCAGAAGUUUGGGGACCGGGUUAGAGAGAGGUUUCAUCUUAGGUGUAUAAAUCAUACAGUUGAGCUUUUGUGGAACUUGGAAGACAGGAGCAUGGUAACAAAAUACUUCUAUGAGAAAUAAUUUACCUUCUCAGGAAUCAAGAGCUCAAAGCUGCCUCCUUAUCCUCAGCAGCAAGGCUCACAUCCUGCUUCUUUCUCUUUCUCCCUUCAGAAGCUGAUCUAAGCUCACAACUUGCCUUAUGACAAAGCUUGUAAGUGCUGACACUAGUUAAUCUCUUUACAAAUAUUUGAACAUAUGUUGCUUUAUGUUUACUUGCUUAGCAUAACUCUCAUUUACGAAGUCCAAUUUUCUAGGAAAAAUCAGUACACUGGCUAUACUGGGGCAGUGUCUCGUGUGUUUGACUUUCAACACAGCUUCAGUUCUCUAGAUUCUUUUUGGUGCUGGUACAGCAACCAGUCAUGAAAUACUUUUCCUUGUAUUUGUUUGGUGUUGGUGAACCAACUAUGAUCUAUGAAGCGCAGACGCUCUUAUGAGUUUCCCUGUCCCAAAUAACUUCUUGCAUGAAUUCUAAUGUAUUAUAGCCACAGAUCUGAAAGUUUAGGAAGUGUCAUGGUUUGCAGGGUAAUCUAUUUCAUUUGUUUAAUGUUACUGGUAAGCACUGGCACUGUGGAAGACUGAAUUCCCCAUUUUUCUCCCACUUUAUUACUGUCUGCAACAGUACGACUGACUGUAGAUGGUUCUUCAGAGUCCUGAUGAAUGAAGCUUCCGUUCUUGCACAAACCUAUCCAAAAUAUACUAACUCUAGUCUCUGUUAUUUUGCCAUCUUUCUGAUGGCAAAAUCCUCUUAGAGGCAGAGUUAGAAAGAUGGGCCAGAGAGUUUUCCCUGAAAUAUAUCCAAAUGUAUUACUUGUGACUCUGGAACUUGGAGUCCUUGCUUUUCCCAUCUGCUGGUUUUCACAAGCGUUGGUAUUUCUGGCUGGUGUUAUUCAGUUUGUGUAAUUUCUAUUAACUGUGUUGAAAUAACUUCUGAAGGCUGCAGGAAUCAUUAUUUGGAAGGUUAUCUUCUUGUUCUUACUGCAGCCAUCUCUCCAAGUAGGUAGUGCAUAAUAGGAUUUGGAUUUCCAAGAACUCUUUGAUUGUUUUUCUUUGAGUGAUAAAUGCUUGAGUUUAAUUUGCUAAUGCCAUAAUGAAAUGAAAUAUUGUUUUUCAGGUUAAUAUAUUGUGCUGAAUUUCUGACAGAUUACAUUUUCUUUGAAAAUUGCUUUUUAAACAUUAUAAAUGAUGUGGCUGUAAAUAUUCUCUUUAGAAUUGGAGAAAUGACUACAACAGUACUUUAAAGGUUGCUGAAAAUAUCCAUCUGUGCUAUUCUUGUCUUAUAUAAACAGUGUUUUCUGCUUUGUUGCAGAGAAUCCUAUACCACGCUUCCUAAGCUGUAGUGAUGACAUAGUGGAAAAUAGAGGAAGGCUAAAUGCAGCCAUGUUAAAGAUGUCAGCAUUCUAGCAAAAAUGUUAUGCCUCAUAACAAAACAUAUGAUUUGAGUGUCUUGCUGGUUUUACCCUAUUGAGGUUACUCUUAUCUAUCUGCCAAAGUGAUCUGUGGAGGGUGAAAGAACGUGAAAAUACUGUGCCGACUGUGUUUCAGUCAUUCUCUGUGCUUUUUAGUUCAUUUCUGAACAAUGUGAGAGAUGUAUUUUUAAUUUUUUAUGGCUGUUUGGCAACAGAGGUGUGAAGAAAAUCAUGCUAGCUGGAAGAAAUUCUUAAUUAAAAAAAUGGGGUGCUGCUGAUAUGGUACCUAUCCUUUAUAACACACUGCUGCAUUUGUUUUUGUUGUUAGUGUUCUCUGAUUCCUUCCCUCCCAUUCCAUAAGCUUAUGGACAUUCAUUGCAAGCACCGUGUAGUCUCUGUUCUUAAUUUCCCAUUUUGAAAUACAUAUAUAGCUUCCAAAUUAAAGUGCUGUGUGAAAUUGC
This is a messenger RNA of Centrocercus urophasianus (Greater sage-grouse), 5075 nucleotides long. RefSeq names its product ELL associated factor 2 (gene EAF2). Lineage: Eukaryota; Metazoa; Chordata; Aves; Galliformes; Phasianidae. The record is from RefSeq and is a predicted model, not a curated record. The transcript is spliced from 6 exons. Bases 26 to 829 code for a protein of 267 amino acids. Gene Ontology annotation, biological process: positive regulation of DNA-templated transcription; regulation of transcription elongation by RNA polymerase II. Gene Ontology annotation, molecular function: transcription elongation factor activity. Gene Ontology annotation, cellular component: super elongation complex.